GGUAUUUUGACCUGGGCUGCUUUUCCCUUCGACAGGAGCUCAAAUCCCUGACGAUGAGAUCCGAAUGGCUGAAGAGAAGUUUGCAGAGUCGCUGCACUUGGCUCAGAUGAGCAUGCACAAUCUUCUGGAAAAUGACGUGGAGCAGAUCAGUCAGCUGGCGACAUUCACCGAGUCUCUGCAGGACUACCACCGUCAGUGCAGCGAAAUUCUGGCCACGCUGCACGAGACACUGCAGGAGAAACGUACCGAGGCCGCCUCGCGCACCCGGCCGGCGUUCCAGCCGAAAACGCUGUCCGACCUGGGCAUCAUGAGCAACGCCACCUACCAUCCGGACGGCUCCAACGGAGGCCUGGGCGCCUCUCUGUCCGGCACUUCCGCGUACACUCCGCAGCAGUCGCCGCUGCCGACACCGGACUCUGUCAAACAGCCGCAGUUCCCUGCCUCGCCGGCCGCGUCGCCUCUGCCGUCUCCGAUGCGUUCUCCAGGCAGGACGCCCAGCCGCCCGGCUCCCAGUGCCCAGGCCCUGUACGACUUCCAGCCCGAGAACCCGGGAGAGCUCGGAUUCAAGGAGGGUAACAUCAUCGCGCUGACGCAGCAGAUCGAUGACAACUGGCUGGAGGGCCAGCUGGACGGUCAUACCGGCUACUUUCCGAUCACCUACGUCAAGGUUCUGGUGCCACUGGCCCGCUAGACCGCAACGCCGACCGCCGGCUAGGUGGCAGCACCGUCGCACUGUGACGCCGCAACAGGCGGCCCCGGCCUGGCACUACUGAUCCGGUGAAGAUGAUGAGCUCUGCUUCGUGAGACGUCUUUCGUGUUAUGUGUUUAUUAGACUGGGUUGGAAAUUGUGUGAAAGGUUUGCUUACUUUGAGGUGGGAUGUGUUGACUCUGGUGCAAAAGCAAAAUGGAAGAGUACGGUCUGAUGCCUACCUAGCUCGAGUCGUGAAGUCUGGUUGUGAGUUGUUUGAGCGAUGCAGAAGUUCAGUUAGAGAGAGUUGCAAUGCUUUGAAAUGCUCAUUUGCCAUCUCAGCUAGCGCAUUCAUUAUCCUUUUUGCCAGCUCCGUUAUCUGAUGAGUUCGUUGCUACGUUUGAAGGAGUGCGCGCGGGCGUGUUUAUGCGUGCCGAGUGUUAUUUACUCUGUUCGAUUUUCAGGGCUCUUUUGGCCCACCUACCAGCUUCGAUCUAUGUCAUUACCUAUUGAUGUCUUACUGUUGCUUCCCCCUGGUGCAUGCCGCCCUAUAUCCUCUCGAUGUCGCCAGUCACGCUCGGCCGCAUACUGUGGCCCCUCCCCGCGGUCCCGCUUCUGUCCGCAUACUCCGGGGUCUUUGUUGCUCUACCGCCACUGAAUGUAACCGCGUGCCUCUUGUCCUUUCUCUCCCCUGUCUUCGUCUUUCCUGUUCAUCUGUGACGCUUUGGUACCUAUUAGCCAAUGUCCCGCAUACGAGCGACAAUAUCCAACCAUUUCUCCUAGUCUGUGUAAAUGUCUGCGCGCGACUGGGCAAGCCGGGGCUCCUCCUUACUAAACUGACCUUCCGCACACCAUUCCUCCCUCCCGUGCACCAUUCCGACCUCUCCUGGCCACCAUUUCGACCUCCCUGUCGGCCAUUCCGGCCGGUCCGCCGCCGUCGCCCCCGGCUGGACACACCAAGACUCGUCGAUUUGCGCUGCCCUGCGUCCGCGCCGGCGGCAGUGUAGUGCCGGCCGCAGAGCCGCCCGGCCUCCGGGCGGCGCCCAGCGGGGCCCGUUUGGCAAUACAGUCGUUGGCAGACGAA
Amphibalanus amphitrite is the source of this 1772-nucleotide messenger RNA. Its product is annotated as endophilin-A-like. The transcript is spliced from 5 exons. The coding region runs from base 65 to 691 and encodes 208 amino acids. The record is from RefSeq and is a predicted model, not a curated record. Gene Ontology annotation, cellular component: glutamatergic synapse; presynapse; cytoplasm. Lineage: Eukaryota; Metazoa; Arthropoda; Thecostraca; Balanomorpha; Balanidae. Gene Ontology annotation, biological process: synaptic vesicle uncoating. Gene Ontology annotation, molecular function: protein binding.